Sardina pilchardus (European sardine) is the source of this 6927-nucleotide messenger RNA. Its product is annotated as dedicator of cytokinesis protein 9-like. NCBI's taxonomy places the organism in Eukaryota, Metazoa, Chordata, Actinopteri, Clupeiformes, Clupeidae. The record is from RefSeq and is a predicted model, not a curated record. The transcript has 53 exons. Gene Ontology annotation, molecular function: guanyl-nucleotide exchange factor activity. Bases 337 to 6582 code for a protein of 2081 amino acids. Gene Ontology annotation, biological process: small GTPase-mediated signal transduction; positive regulation of GTPase activity.
AGGGAGUGAAGGAGAGAGAGAGAAGAAGAGGAGAAAAGAGAGAAACAGAAAAAGAGACAGAGAAGUUCCUCUAGGCAUGUAGGCUCCUACACAACACCAUAACUCAGGCUCCAAGGCACACGCCACAAGGACUUAAUCUCAGAGGAGCCACUCAGCUUGACAACAGUACUAACAACUCUGGCCCAGGAGCACCAGUCACUGUGGACCCGACUGUAGGGGAACCGACGGAGUAGCUGCUUGCUUACCGCAGGAGUGGAGUGGUGUGGAGUGGAGUUGUGUGAGUGGAGAGAGGACCCUGACAGUAACGGGCGGCGUUUUUUGGGGGGGGAGAGAAACAUGCAUGGCAGGUCGGGCCGCAGCCCUCGCAAGGAGCCCGUCAUCACGGAGCCCUACCGCAAGCCGCCGCCGCUGGGGGAGAUGGAGGCGAUGGAAGGGGAGGUAGUCGCGGCUCCAACCGGGGUGAAGCCGAAGAUCAUCGAGCCGCUGGACUAUGAGAAUGUGCUGCUGCAGAGGAAGACGCAGAUCCUCAGUGAUGUCCUCCGAGACAUGCUGCAGUUCCCACUGGACGACUUCCAGAUGUCCAUGCUGCGGCGGCAGGGUCGCACGCUCUACCCCACCGUACCUGAGAACGCACGGAAGGAGGCCCAGAGUCUGUUCGUCAGAGAGUGUAUCAAGACCUAUAACUCUGACUGGCAUGUUGUCAACUACAAGUACGAAGAUUAUUCUGGAGACUUCCGGCAACUUCCCAACAAAGUCCCUCGGCCAGACAAGCUGCCCACACACAUAUUUGAGGUGGACGAAGAUGCAGACAAAGAUGAGGACACAGCAUCCCUUGGGUCCCAGAAAGGGGGAGUGUCCAAACACGGCUGGCUGUACAAAGGCAACAUGAAUGGAGCUAUCAGUGUCACUAUGAGAUCUUUCAAGAGGAGGUACUUCCAUCUGGCCCAGCUUGGUGACGGCUCCUACAACCUGAACUUCUACAAGGACGAGAAGAUCUCCAAGGAGCCCAAGGGCACCAUCUUCCUGGACUCCUGUAUGGGUGUGGUGCAGAACAGUAAGGUGCGGCGCUUUGCCUUCGAGCUCAAGAUGCAGGACAAGAGCACGUACCUGCUGGCCGCCGACACGGAGCUGGAGAUGGACGAGUGGAUCAGCACCCUCAACAAGAUCCUGCACUCCAGCUUUGAGCUCGCCAUGCAGGAGAAGAGGAACGGGGACCUGCACGACGACGAUGACCUGGGAAAGUCGGACAUCUCAAUUGGGAAUUUCCAGGACAGCUUUCAGAGUGCCAGAGACAUCGAGACCAAGAUGAGGAACGAGACCCGACUCAGGCUGUUCACCCUGGACCCCGACACGCAGAAACUUGAUUUCUCAGGCAUUGAACCAGAUGUGCGGCAGUUUGAGGAAAAGUUUGGCAAGCGUGUGCUCGUCAAAUGCAAUGAUCUGUCUUUCAACCUGCAGAGCUGCGUAUCCGAGAAUGAUGAAGGACCUACAACAAACGUGGAGCCCUUCUUCGUGGUGCUGUCGCUGUUCGACGUGCAGAACAGCAGGAAGAUCUCGGCCGACUUCCACGUGGACCUGAACCACCAGCUCGUCCGGCAGAUGAUCUCUCACCACGGCAACCAGCACAUCAACGGAGGGUCCGAGGGCACGGCGGUGGACGGGACGGUCAGCGGGCUGCCAGAGGGGGCGCUCAAGUACCCCACACAGGGUGUGUUCUCUGUGACGUGUCCACACCCCGACAUCUUCCUGGUGGCCCGAGUGGAGAAGGUGCUGCAGGGAGGCAUCACACACUGUGCUGACCCCUACAUGAAGAGCUCCGACCCCUCCAAGGUGGCCCAGAAGGUGCUGAAGAAUGCCAAGAUGGCGUGCCACAGGCUGGGCCAGUACAGGAUGCCCUUCGCCUGGGCUGCCAGGCCCGUGUUUAAGGAUGCCUCAGGGACCCUGGACAAGAGCGCCUCCUUCUCACCGCUCUACAGGCAGGACAGCAACAAGCUCUCCGACGAGGACCUGUUCAAGCUGCUGGCCGACUUCAAGAAGCCUGAGAAGAUGGCCAAGCUCCCAGUGCUGCUUGGGAAUCUGGAUGUGACCAUAGAUAGCGUUGCCCCUGAUGUCUCAAAUUGUGUGACAUCCUCCUACAUCCCCGUAAGACCCUUCACGUUGAACGGGCAGGGUGGUGCUCUGAUGGAGGUGGAGGAGUUUGUGCCCUGCAUCGCCAAGUGCUCCCAGCCCUUCACCAUCUACAACAACCACCUCUACAUCUACCCCAAGCACCUCAAGUACGACGGGCAGAAGUCCUUCGCCAAGGCGAGGAACAUUGCAGUCUGCGUAGAGUUCAGAGAUUCAGAUGAUGAUGACGCUCAGCCCCUUAAGUGUAUCUACGGCCGCGCCGGAGGACCCCUCUUCACCAAGCAUGCCUUUGCAGCGGUGUUGCAUCACCAGCAGAACCCCGAGUUCUACGACGAGAUUAAGAUUGAGCUGCCCACGCAGCUCCAUGAGAGGCACCACCUGCUCUUCACCUUCUACCACAUCAGCUGUGACAGCAACGCCAAGAAGAGAGAUGUGGUGGAAGCUCAGGUGGGCUCCUCGUGGCUCCCCCUGCUGAAGGACGGCAGGAUCAUCAUGAACGAGCAGCACAUCGCCGUGGCAGCCAACCUGCCCCCCGGAUACCUCAGCUGCCAGGAGGGCGUCACCAAGCACCCUGGCCCUGAUGUGAAGUGGGUUGACAGCGGGAAACUUUUAUUCCGAGUGUCCACUCACCUGGUGUCCACCAUCUACUCUCAGGAUCAGCACCUUCAUAACUUCUUCCAGCACUGGCAGAACAUGGAGAUCUCCCCUCAGGCAUCCGAUGGAGAACUGGUCAAGUUCCUCAAGAGCCUUCAUGCCAUGCAGGGUCAUGUGAUGAUCAACUUCCUGCCCACCAUCCUGAACCAGCUGUUCCACGUGCUGACCAGUGCCACCCACGAGGAAGUGGCCGUCAACGUGACCAGGGUCAUGGUUCAUAUAGUGGCCCAGUGUCAUGAGGAGGGGCUGGAGCACUACCUGAGAUCUUACGUGAAGUAUGUGUUCAGGCCUGAGCCCUACUCUGGCAGCAACAGCAAGAGCGUGCACGAGGAGCUGGCCAAGGCCAUGACGGCCAUCCUCAAACCCUCCACCGACUUCCUCACCAGCAACAAACUGCUCAAGUAUUCCUGGUAUUUCUUUGAGGCCUUGAUGAAGUCUAUGGCUCAGCAUCUGAUGGAAAGUGGCAAAGUUAAACUGUCCCGUAACCAGCGUUUCUCGGCCUCGUUCCACCACGCUGUGGAGACCCUGGUGAACAUGCUGAUGCCCCACAUCACCCAGAAGUACAAGGACAACCUGGACGCCGCCCGGAACGCCAACCACAGCCUGGCAGUGUUUGUGAAGCGCUGCUUCACUUUUAUGGAUCGUGGCUUUGUGCUGAAGCAGAUCAACAACUACAUCAACUGUUUCAUGCCAGGAGACCCUAAGACGCUGUACGAGUUCAAGUUUGAGUUCCUGAAGGUGGUGUGCAACCACGAGCACUACGUCCCACUCAACCUCCCCAUGCCCUUUGGCAAAGGCCGCAUCCAGAGGUUUCAAGAUCUGCAGCUGGACUACUCUCUGACGGAUGACUUCUGCAAGAACCACUUCCUGGUUGGGCUGUUGCUGCGAGAGGUGGGCGGGGCCCUGCAGGAGUUCGGGGAGAUCCGACACAUCGCCAUCCACGUGCUGAAGAGCCUGAUGAUCAAGCACGCGUUUGACGACCGCUACGUCUCCAAGAGCCAGCAGGCGCGGCUGGCCACCCUCUACCUACCACUGUUUGGGCUCCUGCAGGAGAACGUGCAUCGGCUCAACGUCAAAGAGAGCUCCCCCCUCAUCAGCAACACCACGAAUGGCCGAGAUGACCCUCUGUCAGCCGUCUCCACGGCAACCCCCCAGAGACCAGGAGGCAGCCUCGACAACAGCCUGCACAAGGAUGUGUUUGGGGUCAUUUCUGGAACAGCCUCCCCUCACGCCUCGUCCACGCCCAACAUCAGCUCUGUGAGGCACGCAGACUCCCGAGGCUCGCUAAUCAGCACGGACUCUGGCAACAGCCUCCCGGACAAGAGCAGCGAGAAGACCAACUCCCUGGAUAAGACGCAGUCCGCCUCUGCUCUGGGGAGUUCGCUGUUGCGCUGUGACAAACUGGAGCGGGACGAGAUCAAGAACCUGCUCAUGUGCUUCCUGAAUGUACUCAAGAGCAUGUCAGAGGAUGCUCUGUUUACAUACUGGAACAAGGCCUCCCCCUCUGAGCUCAUGGACUUCUUCACACUGUUAGAGGUGUGUCUCCAUCAGUUCAGAUACAUGGGAAAGAGAUUCAUCGCCAGGAACCAGGACGGGGUGGGCUGUGCGUCUGUGGACAGGAAGUCUCUGACCCUGCCUGUUUCUCGCAACAGAACAGGGGCACUGCACACACGUCUCCACCAGCUGGGCAGUCUGGAAAACUCACACACGUUUAACAACAUGUACUCCCACGGAGAUGCGGACCAGUCGGUGCUGGAGGCCAACGUGUCCACCGAGGUGUGCCUGACCGUACUGGACACACUUAGUGUUUUCAUCAUGGGCUUCAAGACCCAGCUGUGUGCAGACCUAGGCCACAACCCCCUGAUGAAGAAGGUGUUCCAGGUGCACUUGUGCUUCCUGCAGAUCGCCCAAUCAGAGAUCGCCCUCAAGCAGGUCUUCACAUCACUGCGCACCUUCAUCUACAAGUUUCCGUGCGCGUUCUUUGACGGGCGGGCGGACAUGUGCGCGUGGUUCUGCUACGAGAUCCUCAAGUGCUGCAACUCCAAGCUGAGCUCCAUCCGCAGCGACGCCGCCCACCUGCUCUACUUCCUCAUGAAGAGCAACUUUGACUACACGGGCAGGAAGUCCUUUGUCCGCACACACCUGCAGGUGGUCAUAGCGGUGAGUCAGCUGAUCGCGGAUGUCAUCGGGAUCGGAGGAACGCGCUUCCAGCAGUCCCUCUCCAUCAUCAACAACUGUGCCAACAGCGACAAGACCGUCAAGCACACAGCGUUCCCAUCGGACGUGAAGGACCUGACCAAGCGGAUCCGCACGGUGCUGAUGGCCACGGAGCAGAUGAAGGAGCACGAGAAGGACCCCGAGAUGCUGGUGGACCUGCAGUACAGCCUGGCCAAGUCCUACACCAGCACCCCGGAGCUGCGCAAGACCUGGCUGGACAGCAUGGCCCGCAUCCACGUCAAGAACGGAGACCUGUCCGAGUCGGCUAUGUGUUAUGUGCAUGUCGCUGCGCUGGUGGCAGAAUACCUGAGAAGAAAAGGAAUGUUCCGGCAGGGAUGUUCCGCGUUCCGCGUGAUCACGCCCAACAUUGAUGAGGAAGCGGCCAUGAUGGAGGACGUGGGCAUGCAGGACGUCCACUUCAAUGAGGAGGUGCUAAUGGAGCUGCUGGAGGAGUGUGCUGAUGGUCUGUGGAAGGCAGAGCGUUAUGAACUCAUCUCCGACAUCUACAGACUCAUUAUCCCCAUCUAUGAGCAGAGGAGAGACUUUGAGAAACUGGCCCACCUGUAUGACACGCUUCACCGGGCCUAUACGAAGGUGAUGGAGGUCAUGCACUCGGGCAAGAGGCUGCUGGGCACCUACUUCAGAGUGGCCUUCUUCGGCCAGGGCUUCUUCGAGGACGAGGACGGGAAGGAGUAUAUCUACAAGGAGCCCAAGUUCACGCCCCUCUCUGAGAUCUCCCAGCGGCUGCUCAAGCUCUACUCGGACAAGUUCGGCCCCGACAACGUCAAAAUGAUCCAGGACUCUGGGAGGGUGAACCCCAAGGACCUGGACUCCAAGUUCGCCUACAUCCAGGUGACGCACGUGACGCCGUACCUGGAGGAGAAGGAGCUGGAGGAGCGCCGCACCGACUUUGAGCGCAGCCACAACAUCCGCCGCUUCGUCUUCGAGACGCCCUUCACCGUGUCGGGGAAGAAGCAAGGCGGCGUGGAGGAGCAGUGCAAGCGCCGCAUCGUCCUCACCACCACUCACUGUUUCCCGUACGUGAAGAAGCGGAUCGCGGUCAUGUACCAGCACCACACGGACCUGAGCCCCAUCGAGGUGGCCAUCGACGAGAUGAGCGGCAAGGUGGGCGAGCUGCGGGCGCUCUGCUCGGCCAGCGACGUGGACAUGAUCCGCCUGCAGCUCAAGCUCCAGGGCAGCAUCAGCGUACAGGUGAAUGCGGGCCCGUUAGCGUACGCUAGAGCGUUCCUCGACGACGGCUGCCAGAAGAAAUACCCAGACAACAAAGUCAAGCAGCUCAAAGAGGUCUUCAGGCAAUUUGUGGACGCCUGUGGCCAAGGCCUGGGCGUGAAUGAGCGCCUGAUCAAGGAGGACCAGCAGGAGUACCACGACGAGAUGAAGGCCAACUACAGGGACCUGACCCGAGAGCUGUCGGCCAUCAUGCACGAACAGAUUUUUCCAGUUGAGGACGGGGUGGCAAAAAACGCUCUCUCUGAUUCGAUGCACAUCUUCAACGCCAUCAGCGGCACCCCUGGCGGUGGUGCCACCCUCCAUGGCCUGCCCACUGCCACCUCCACCGUGUGACCUUUCACCUCUGACCUCCGACCUUCGACCUUCUCAGAGGAAGAUAAAAAAAAAAGAGACGUGCUGCUUUACAGGAAAAGAGCCACAAAAAGACUGAAGUGGAAUUGAAGAAGAGAUAAAGAAAAAAAGAAGGGAGACCAACAGAAAGAGAAGGGGCAAAAGGAAAAAACAUUUUCACUCAGUGAAUUUUUUUUGUAGACCGCCUGCUUCAACAGAUUAAAAGUAUAUUGCUGUAUCUGAAAAUGAAGGGCAAUUCUAUUCUCGCAGUUGGUCGGUGUGACUCAUUUGAACGACCUCGUCUCCGUGACAGAAACAUGGCCUGGAAUAGUGGAACAUGGACACGGA